Vespa crabro (European hornet) is the source of this 6823-nucleotide messenger RNA. RefSeq names its product transcriptional repressor p66-beta-like (gene simj). The record is from RefSeq and is a predicted model, not a curated record. Lineage: Eukaryota; Metazoa; Arthropoda; Insecta; Hymenoptera; Vespidae. Gene Ontology annotation, biological process: negative regulation of transcription by RNA polymerase II. Bases 1651 to 3588 code for a protein of 645 amino acids. Gene Ontology annotation, cellular component: NuRD complex. The transcript has 9 exons.
AGAGAAAGAGUGAGACAGAGAGGGGAUAGCACGAACCGGAGGAAACAACGACAGCGACGAUGCCGGGGCAACAUCGAAACAAGGGCGGAGGAGAAGUUGGAGGGGGAAGACAUCACGGCGGACAAGGCCGCCAUAUUGAAUCACUUCGGUUAAUUUUUGCGUAGGGGAAGCAACGAACGAGUGAACGAGCUCUACAUAACUAGAAAGAGAUUAAGAUAGUUAGAAAGAAGAAUAAUAUAGAAUAAGGAUAUAGUACGAGAGAGAGGAAAGAAGGGUUUUCGUCUGGUAAUCUUUAAAAACGUAAACGGAAGUGCGUAAAAAAAGGAAAAUAUUGCUCAGUGGAUUCUUUCUCGUGUUUACGGAUCCCGUGCUGUGAAACGAUAAAGGACGAUUUUCGUGCCUCCUAUCUCGUUUUCUUUCACUAUCCUUUUCUUUCUCUUCUCUCUUUCUCUCUCUCCCUCUCCCCUUUCUCUCUCUCCUCUCUCUCUCUUUCUCUUUCUCUCUCUAUCUAUCUAUCUCUUUUUAUCCUUUUCCAUUCGUGGUUGGAAGAAACGCGCGUAAGAGAGCGCGUAAAGCGAGCGACGAGCAGCAGCAGCAAUAGUAGUGGCGACGACGACGACGACAACGACGACGACGACGGCGGCGGCGUGGCGCUGCUUUGGCUGCCGUCCUCCGUUCAUCCGUCCGUCUGUCCGUCGACCAGUUUGUCCAUCAGCCUGUCGGUCUGUCGAUCCUCUCUCUUUCUCACUUCUGGCAGUUAGGCGCGCCGCGCGGCGCGACGCGAUGAACGACCUAGCGAUGCGCGAGCACGCACGGAAGAGAUUCACGCGCGGAAAUUCUAUGUGCACGACGUUCACGACGAGAACGACGACGACGACGACGACGACGACGAUGAUGAUGAUGACAACGAUGAAAACGAUGAUCGCUGGACGAUGAAGUGUGUUUUGUGUAUUAUAUUUUAUAUAUAGUAUAUAUUAUUAUAUAUAUAUACACCAUAUAUAUAUAUAUAUAUAUCUAUAUCUAUAUAUCUAUCUUGACUAAGAGACGAAAACGAUCGUAUAUAGCAAGCGAGCGCGCUUGUACGUGUGUGUAUUUGUAUAUGUAUGUGUAUAUUUCUCUCCGCUUAGUGUGCCGCCGCUUUUGUAGAGAAGAGUGUACGUGCAUGUUUAGUUACGUACAUGUGUUCGUGCAACGUGUAAGGAAGAUACUGUAUAUGAACGAUCCUGAAUCAUUGUGUCCGUUUUAUUAUUGCCGUCUCGUUGUAUCUUAAAAACAAACGAAUAUCACGAUUACUGUGUGAUACGGUGGUUUAAAAUUUCUUUUAAGAAGAGGAAAAAUUAGAAAAUAAUUGUGACUGGAAGGAACAUCGACCUAUCGACCGAUAGACCGACCGACCGACCAAUCAACCGACCAACCGACCGACCGCCAACAGCUAGGUCCCUUUGCGUUAAUUGUUCGUCGUCUACCUGUUCCCUUACGUCCUUUCUGUAAAUCGAUUUACAACAUACUCCUUUCUCUCUCUCUUUCUCUCUCUCUCUCUCUCUCUCUGUGUGUGUGUGUGUGUAUGUAUAUACGUGUAUAAGGGAUUAUCGAGAGCAAGGACAAGACUUUGAUCGAGAAGAAAUUUUCAGAUACCCAGUGGUCGAAGGAAUGGAAACCAUGGAGUUAGAUGGUGAUGCUGUAGUUGAUCUGAGCGUAAGCAGCAGUGGCAGAAGAAAUUCCCCAUCUAUAAAUACUAAUUCAGGUGAUGCAGGGGUGCCCUUGGAUCUUGGAGUUCAUUUCUCUGCAAGUUCUAAUUUAGAAAGUAAUAUGCCAGAAGCACGAAACAUUCAAAAUGCAGCAAGAGGCAUUUUGGCUCCAAAAUCAGGAGAUGAUCGGAGGACUCGUCGUAAUCUUAGACCAAGAAUUGAAAGAAGUUAUGCGGAGAGUCCUGAUGAACCUAGAAUAAAUGGAUAUCUAAAUGGAAAUACGUCGGAUAGCGAUGAAGGUCGAAUGACAAAUAAUAUUCCUUCAAACACAGCUGAUAUGCCACCAUUGCUUCCAAUCAAAGAACUAUCUUCAGAUGAAUUGGCUGAACGUGAAAGGACAUUGAGAAAACUGAAGGAGGAGCUGCGUUCUGAGGAAAUGAAAUUGGUACUGUUAAAAAAGCUGAGACAAUCUCAACAAUUAAAAGAGAAUAUUGCGGCAGUUCCCAAGGUUCCCAGCAAAUUACCACCGCCAGUAACAGUACAACCAACACCUCAUGGGCAUAGAACAGGGAAAGCACCACCGCCAUUACUGAGAGGGCAACCAGCACCAAGUAGAAGUAGUAGUCUUCAUGCACCACCACCAGGAAUGUUGUUACCACCUACAACUGGACGAAGUUCUACUUCAAGUACUGGAAUGCCUCCUAACAUGGUAAUACCUCAACCACCGCAUCCUCGGAGUAGACCACCUAGUGCAACGCCGAGUGUGCCAACUUAUCAUGCUCCGGCUGAUAGAACUGAACGCUCCACAAAAGAUCCUACCCCUACACCAGCACAUCAACUGCUUGUUGGAUCUCAAGAAAAUAAAACCACAGCAUCUUUAAAUACGCCCGUAAUUUCGGAACAGGAUAGAUCCAGAGAGGAUAAUCAAACUCCCGCACAGCGGCAGGCUGCUGCUAAGUUGGCUUUAAGAAAACAACUGGAGAAAACUCUUUUGCAAAUACCACCACCGAAACCUCCACCACCGGAAAUGCAUUUUGUACCGAAUCCUUCGAACACAGAGUUUAUUUAUCUGGUUGGCUUGGAGCAUGUGGUUGAUUUUAUUACGAAAGAACCUGCUAUACCCCCUCCUCCUGAGCCGUUUGAAUGUACACAGUGUAAAACAGACUUUACGCCUGUUUGGAAGUGGGAAAAACCAGUAGGUAGUGGCAAAAAAGAAGGUCCACGUGGACAGCAUGCCACAUUCCAACGACCUCCAGCAGGUCGAGAUCCUAGAGUCAUCUGUGAACAUUGUGUGACAUCCAAUGUCAAGAAAGCUCUUAAAGCAGAGCAUACAAAUCGAUUAAAGACUGCUUUUGUAAAAGCUCUACAACAAGAGCAAGAAAUUGAACAAAGGCUUGCUCAAGCAGCGUGCCCAAGUCCAGAUCCACCAGCUCCAAAAGUAGUCCCGAAAGCAGCUACUCCUACAAGAAGAAUAGCGACACCCCCUGCUCCUCCUCCUCAGGUGCCGCCGGCACCUACGCUUACACCAACACCACCUGCGCCUAAACUGCAGGAACAUCCAUUAGUUAAACUGGCCGAAAGUGGAAAGUUUAGCCCUCAUCAUGCGGCUACUGCAGCUGCUUUACAACAGCAAUUGUUAAGAGAACUGGCAAAGAAUCCUGUAGCAGGCUUACCACAUCAACCUCUUCCCGCACACAUGAUGCCACCGUUCACCUCGAUAUUAUAUCCGUAUCAACUCGCAAUGGCACAGGCUACUGGAGGUAAAGGCCUCGUUGAAUUGCAACGGCAAGCAGCGGAUCUUCAACGUCAGUACCUGCUCGAUAUGAUUCCAUCGCAAGCAUCUCAAGCACAGGGCAAUCAAGCUCCACCAAGAGCUCAUCCGCAUAAUUGGAAAACGUAACCGGACGCAUUUAAAGAGCGAACAAUAAAUACAAGUAAAUAAUUACAAUACACGGAAUAUCGAAGUAAUUGAGGAACGAGGAAAAGUUUCAUGAUUAUUAAAGAGAGACGAUAUAUCGCAAAAUGUCAUGCCGUUGUGAUUUGGAAUAUUGUGAUAUACCGAUACGUUUAUUGGUAAAUCGCUCAUAAAAUGAUCAGUUCGGGAAAGAUAGUAAUCCAAGAGACGUAUGUAAAAUUUAUGAGAAACUCUUCGUGUAAUGAAUUCACGUUCUAUUUCUAAUCAUUGAAUGAUUGUAAUGGUUUGACUUGUUUCAACGUUCGUAAGUGUGGACAAUGAAACCUUGAUGAUCAAUUGAAGAGCAACAGUACGUUUUAAACAUUAACACCACAAGCAGUGUUUCCUUUUGAUAUUAUCCUGCAUCGAUAUUGAAUAAUUUUAUCGGACAAAAGCAGAUAAAGACGGAUCUUAAUACGUAAUGUCCAUAACGUAUAUAAUAUCUGAAGUAAUGUGAAGAUAAGGAAAAUAAAUGAACACUUGUAGUAAGGCACUAAAGAGACAGUAUAUGAAAAUAUCGAUGCAUCGAUUAAAAGUAAUAAUCUGCGUUUAUAGAUGUGGAAAAUGAUCGCGUUGCGAAUAACUAAAGUUGAAGGAAAGAAUCUUUCUAGGCUCUUAUAGUUAAGCCGAUCUUGGCCGUUGGAUUGAAUAAAUCAUUAUAACCAGCGGCGGUACCUGUACUCUGUGUAUAUCUUUAUUUUCUUCAACUGUGAGUAUUUUUAAGGUGAAUAUAAUGCAUGUGUGAGAUAGAGAUAGAUAGAGAUAGAGAAAAAGAGAGCAAGUGAACGUCAGAGAAAAAGAGAGAGAGAGAGAGAGAGAGUGAAUUACAAUUAUAAUUAUGAAUAAUAAUCAUUUGCAAGGAAGCGUGUGAAAGAAUAAGCGAAUGUAUGAGCGAUAAGAAAAAUUCUUUUUGCCGAUACGUGGCAGAGUAUGUGCACACACAUCGACAUGUUUUUAAUAGAAUGACGCCAGUGUCAUUCGCGCACAAAUCGAAUAGGAAUGUCUAUGUAUGACAAAUCGGCUAAAAUGUUUUUUUUUUUUUUUCUCUCUGUAUUAAGAGGUACAUCAAGGCGACAUUGUGACUCGAUAAAAUUUUUUCUAUAAGUAUAUAUAUAUAAAUACGACUAAACGAAUUCGAUUUAGAGAAAAGAAUGUACUGAUGAAGAUUAAGAUUUUCACAGCACGAUUGAUUUGAUGUGCCACAAUUCAUGUAAAGAUAUUAAAAUCAACAGGACGUGUGCAUUAAUUGCAAUUUUUCGAAGCGUUAAAGGCGCUAGAUAUAAAAGGAAAGAAAAGAAAAGAAGAAAAAAAAAAGAAAAAAGAAAAAAAAAUAAGAUCCGAAUUUUUACUAUCCUCUGCAAAAAAAAAAAACGGAAAAAAAAAGUUUGCACAUAACAGUUAAACCCUCUGGCACUCAUCCCGAGCAAUACUAUUAAUUAUUAUCACCUUCGCUAAUAGCCUAAUUUCUAUGACUCUGGCUAACAAAUCUCGGUCAUACAUUUCUGAAUCAAUAAAUAAAUAGUACUAUACUGUAGUCUUGAUAUUUCUCGGUAUUAUGAUACAAGUUAAUAAACUAAAAUAGCAUAAUCAUCUCUCUUUGUAUUACGUGAUAGGUUUUGAGCUCGUACUGAUAUACAUGUACACCGUAAUAAGUCUACGAUCGCAUAAUAGAUCAAGAUCUGUGUUUUUUGUGUAAGAGAAUCGAAAGAAUAUGUCGUCAACCUGCACUGUCGCCAAUGGUACUACUGCUGCCACCUUUCUACCAUCGAUGAAGGUUCUUUCAAAUCAGCGUCGCAGCAAAGAGAGGAGAAAGGGAGAACACGAUUUAUAUUUUACAUACAUGUGCAGCCAAAAAUGUACUUUUAAUGCUGCGCAUUUACUAUCCUAUAAAAUUAACAUUAAAUAAUUUGUAAAUUUAUCAUUUCUUUUCUCUUCUUUUUUUCUUUCUUUUUUUUUCUUUUUCUUUUUCUUUUUCUUUUUUUAACAAUUGAUUAGAAAAAAACUAAAGUUUUAUACAACAUACAAACGAACGUAAUGAUUUAUCGUUCCAAUUCUCGCGUUCUCCCAUUCCCUGCGAGAGGAUUAUUUUUUAAUAAUAAAAAUGUUUUUAAUUAAAUGCGUGAUCCUUAAAUAAUAAGACGAUUUUGAUGUAAUUUAAAAAGAUUCAUUGAUAAUAAGUACGUACUACGAUUGGUAGGAUGUAAUUAGGAUCUUAUUCUGUACUAAUUCAUUUAAUUUCUUUUGCUUUUUUUGUUUUUUUUUUGUUUUUUUUUUUUUUUUAUAUAUAUAUAUAUUUUUUUCAUUUGACUCUUUCUUUUUUGUUUCUUUUUUGUUUUGGUUUUUUUUUUCUCCUCGUUCUUUCUCUUUUGCAAGGAAGAAUAAUUUCUUGCUUUUCUAUAUUGUCUUCCUUUUUCUUUUUCUUUUUUUUUUUUUCCUUUCCUUCUAGUCUGAAUUUUUGGCUCUACGUGAUGGUGCUGUUAGAAAAUAAGCACUUGUGAAAGCGCAGAGAAAUCUUUGUAUUCGACAAAUGUGAUGGUUUCAACACCAAAAAAAAAAAAAAAAAAAAAAUGAGAGAAAAGAAAAGAAACAAAAAAAACAACAAAAUAUUUGUAAACCGACGCUGAAAUGUAAGAUAAUGUGCGAACGUGUGUAACCAUAUGCCAUAAUUGCAUUAGGCAGUACACGAUGGCGGCCAAAACGAACGAACGGUAUCGCAGGAUUAGGAUUUUAAUGUAUUCUUCAAAAGCGCUAUACAAUCGAAAGCUUCAUGGGAGAAAGGGAAGGAGGAGGGAGGGGGAUGCAGACUUAAAACCAAAAAAAAAAAAAAAAAAGAAAAAAGAAAUCAGAUUAUAAAAUAUAAAGCUCUCGAAAACAAAACUACGUCGGCCGGUUAUCGAGAUUGCGUUACGAUACGAUGAACGUACGAAAUCUUUUGAGAAGCGACACGUCGUUGAAAAAAAAAGAAAAAAGAAAAUAAUAAUAAUAAAAAAAAAAAAAAACAAUGGAAAGAAAGGGAAAAUCUUGUCCAGUCCAAAAUUCGUAUUUCGGUCUCUAAAUGAAAUGUAGGCGUAUAAAACGCAGACGAACGAUUCUGCCCCCAUAAACUUAUAUAAUUAGUGAUUACGGAUUACUGAAUAGUCUGAAAAUAACACGAAUAAAGCUUGUCAAUGAUUGUACCUAA